UUUAUAUCCGCCUCCUAAGGGCCACCCCCUGCCAGCCGAGGUCCUCCAGGCCAGCUACUAAAGACAGAGGGAUCGACAAAGCAAGAGAGUGCCACCUUCCCGCCCAGCGCACAGCCAGGAUUCCAACAUGACAGAGAACUCAGAGCACCUAAAGGACGCAAUGCCCAUAGAGAGGAAGUCCACGUGGAGGACGGCCGAGGACAGGCGGAUGUCCGACCUCACUCGGGUGCUGGAGUGGCUCAAGCGGAGGCAGGGGAAGAAAAAGCAGCAGAAACCCAAGGGGAUAAUGACCCCUGAAACAAAUGGGAAGGAGGGAAAGAAAACCCAAAGCACCCUGAAACAGCAGAAAGGAAACCGCCAGGUGGCAUUUACCAACCAGUCCUUGGGACAAAGUGCCAAGAAGGACAGGGACCCUGCCGCGCAUGGAAAGCUCAACCACGGGGACCCAAAGGGAAGACGCCUCAGCAUGGUUCCCGGUAGCUACACCAGGGAUGGCCCCAGGAAAUCCGAGCUCGACAUCAACGAUGCCAUCGCCCUGGAGUCCACCCAGCGGCCCCUGACCUACCGCCGCCAAAGCUCCCUGGACCCCAUGUUGCAGGAGCCGCCCGUCUUCGGCGGUCGGAAGUCCACCCUCCUGAGAGACUGGGUGACCAGCAGGAUGCCCGAGGUCUCCUACGAGCGCAAGCUGAAGAGCCUCAUGGAGAAGGGCGCCGAGCCCAAGGUGGACCUGGUGAGGACGCUGAAGCCCGAGGAGGUGCUGAGCUGCCGAUACCUGAGGCUGUCCAAGAACAACAUUCGCACCUUGCUCAAGCUGUGCAAAGACGCAGGCCUGAACGUGGACAUCCACCCCCACAUGGUUGAAGGAGAGAUAGAUGCUAAAAAGGUGUUCGCCUCAAACCCCAGCGUGGCCCUCUAGGUCACCUCAGGCUCCCUCUGCCGUGGGGACCUCGGCCCCCAGACAGCAUCCUCUGGUAUGCCACGCCUAGGCCU
This is a messenger RNA of Ailuropoda melanoleuca (giant panda), 990 nucleotides long. It is a transcript of the gene C12H16orf78, whose product is annotated as chromosome 12 C16orf78 homolog. Lineage: Eukaryota; Metazoa; Chordata; Mammalia; Carnivora; Ursidae. The transcript has 5 exons. The record is from RefSeq and is a predicted model, not a curated record. Bases 128 to 916 code for a protein of 262 amino acids.